Molecule: messenger RNA, 702 nt
Organism: Orbilia oligospora ATCC 24927
Lineage: Eukaryota; Fungi; Ascomycota; Orbiliomycetes; Orbiliales; Orbiliaceae
Exons: 2
Coding region: 1-702 (233 amino acids)
Source: RefSeq, a predicted model, not a curated record
AUGGCCGUUGCGGCAACAUCAAACCCAAAAUCGAAAGUGGUUCUAGCCAAGCCUAUGGUCCAGAGUCCGUCGAGCGGACUACCACCUUCUCCAUCCCAGCUACCCUCACAAUCCGAAUGGGAUAAAGCGCUAUCAUUACCCAUGGUGGACAGGAAUGGCGAAAUACACUCGUUCGGGUCCCUCAUUCAAACGGACCAUGAGAUCGAUACUGUCCUUGUAAUAUUCGGAUGUGGUGGUUAUAGCAUGAUCAAGCCAUAUGCUGAAGAACUCAGAACACCCUUUCCCAUAUACACCGACCAUUCGAGGGCGAUAUUCAAAGCCCUUGGGAUGGGCAGAACUCUACAAGGGCCAGCAAAAAAGCCGGCCUAUGUAAAGACUACCGUAGUAGAAAUGGGAUUGAAGGCCUUCAAACAUGUAAUGAAAAGUGCAAUGCAUGGUGGGGCGCUAUGGGAAGCAGGUGAUAUGAGCCAAGUUGGUGGGGAAUGGUUUAUAAGAAACGGAAAACUAGAAUGGGGCCACAGGAUGCCAGAUACGGCAGGGCAUAUGAGUGCCGAGGAGAUAUGGGAUGUUGUGAAGUUUAGAAGUGAGGAACAAGGGGGAACGCAAAUCAGGGAAGGGAUUGUAAGAGCGGGAACUAUGGAAAAGCAUGGAGCUUUCGAGCCCUCGAGAAUUGAAGAUACCAAGCGCUGUGGGUGUAGUUGA